This is a messenger RNA of Metarhizium album ARSEF 1941, 1920 nucleotides long. Its product is annotated as WD domain containing protein. The coding region runs from base 1 to 1920 and encodes 639 amino acids. The transcript is spliced from 3 exons. NCBI's taxonomy places the organism in Eukaryota, Fungi, Ascomycota, Sordariomycetes, Hypocreales, Clavicipitaceae. The record is from RefSeq and is a predicted model, not a curated record. Gene Ontology annotation, molecular function: protein binding. Gene Ontology annotation, cellular component: nucleus.
AUGAGUCAAUCCCAGCAGCUGCCUUCAGCGCGGAGGCAGGUCAGCUCAGGUUCUUACGGGCCUCACGGAGGCCAGCAAGACGAAUUGCAUAUGCAAGGCAUGACGUCGAGUACCCAUGAUCAGAUGGGAUCACAGAAAGAAGACUACACGCCACAAAUCAAGGUUGACUACCCGCCUCCAAACGCCCACUCCUCCGACCAGACCCAACCUCGACACCAUCACCACCACCAACCGUCUGCUGGUUCAGGCGUACCAAACGUCCUACAACCGGGUGGCCUGUCAGCCCGCUCAACAACAGUUUCCUCUAAUACUGCGCCGCUUCUUUCCACACACAGCGCGAUGCCGCCUCCUUCAACCGGCCCACCCCCGUCGCAACAGAACCAAUACCCGCACCAACGCUCGCCCGCCUCCCACGAAUAUCAGACACCACCGAAGCCAUCCCUCUCAAUGGCGCAUCCUCACACAUAUUCCCUCUCUAGUCCCUCCUCUGGCUAUGACGGUUCAGCCAAUUAUCAUGCCUAUACUCCAACGACGCCUAGCGGCCCAGCAUCUCAACUCAUGUCACCUGCGGAUGCUGACAAGUAUAGUGCUCCUGGAUCGCAGCGAAAUUUCUCCAAUACCCCGCUUGGCCUCGCCGAUAUAAGACCCCGCGCCGACUCUAGCAUGUCAGACGGAGUUCCCGGAGCCACUGGUCAGGAUAUUUCGAGUACACAACCUGGGCCUAGUAACUACAUGGCCCCUUGGGCAGUCUAUGCAUUUGACUGGUGCAAAUGGCCUCCCCUUGCGAAUGGCGCGGGAAAAUUAGCUGUGGGAAGCUAUCUCGAGGAUGGCCAUAAUUUCAUCCAAAUUCUGGAUAGUCAAGUUGCCUCUGCCGCACAGGACGUUUACACCCUAGAUACGUCGAGUUAUAGUUUGGAGUUCACCAAAGUGGCUGAGGCAACACAUUCGUACCCGGUCACUAGGCUUCUGUGGGAACCUCCCUCAUCUCAGAAACAGUCGACAGAUCUUCUAGCGACUUCUGGCGACCACCUUCGACUUUGGUCACUGCCGUCCGAGACGCAGACCACAUCGAGCAAUACAGUCACCCGUGGGGUUCGAGAUACAUCCUCUAUCACAAAGUUGACGCCCUUAGCGCUGCUAUCAAAUUCGAAGACACCAGACCAUACGGCACCUCUCACAUCCCUCGAUUGGAACACAGUCUCUCCAAGUCUUAUUAUCACUUCAAGUAUCGAUACGACAUGCACCAUUUGGGACAUCCCGUCACUGACUGCCAAGACACAACUCAUUGCUCACGAUAAGGAGGUCUACGAUGUGCGAUUCUGUGCCAACAGCGUGGAUGUUUUUGUCAGCUGUGGUCAAGAUGGCAGUGUCCGGAUGUUCGACCUGCGCAGUUUAGAACACUCGACUAUCAUAUAUGAGCCAACUGGCAAAGAGGAUAGAGAUGGAAAUGGUCGCUCCAGUCCAUCUCAUUCACAGCAGGCCAUUGGCAGCCCGCCUCCUCUGUUGCGUCUUGCAACAUCACCUCAUGACACGCAUCUUUUAGCAACCUUUGCCCAAGACUCGAGCACGAUUCGCAUCCUGGAUGUUCGGCAACCUGGCCAAGCGCUGCUUGAGCUCAAGGGACAUAGCGGCCCAGUCAACUGUGUCGAAUGGUCACCGCUUCGACGAGGAACGUUGGCAUCGGGCGGCGACGAUUGCCAAGUUCUUGUCUGGGAUCUUAUGAACUCAAGUUCAUCAAUUGGUGGACACCCACUCAAUGGAACUUCGCAGCAAGAUAACCAACGAAACCCAGUGGCCAGUUGGGAAUGUGAAUAUGAGGUCGGGAACAUUGGCUGGGUUCCUCACCUGCAAAAUACCGAAUACGGUGAAUGGCUAGGGGUUAGCGCGGGCCGCGGCAUCUGGGGGGCACGCCUAGUGUAA